Eremothecium gossypii ATCC 10895 is the source of this 1821-nucleotide messenger RNA. It is a transcript of the gene AIP1, whose product is annotated as Aip1p. Lineage: Eukaryota; Fungi; Ascomycota; Saccharomycetes; Saccharomycetales; Saccharomycetaceae. Gene Ontology annotation, biological process: actin filament depolymerization; positive regulation of actin filament depolymerization. Bases 1 to 1821 code for a protein of 606 amino acids. Gene Ontology annotation, cellular component: cortical actin cytoskeleton. Gene Ontology annotation, molecular function: actin filament binding. The transcript has a single exon. The record is from RefSeq and is marked provisional.
AUGGCAGCGAUUCAGCUCGAGAAGACAUUGGUGCCGCUACCAUCUACAAGACGCAACUUUGGGACGCAUUUAUCGUAUGACAGACACACGAAUAGGAUUGCGUACGGCUCCGGAAAGUCCGCGAUCGUGAAGAGCUUGGACAGCGACAUUGUGGUCCAAUUUACGGGCCACGGGUCGGCGAAUGUCACGGUGGUGCGGUUUUCGCCGGUGGCUGGGUCGCAAUAUGUGGUCUCUGGAGACGACGCAGGCCGUAUAAUGGUGUGGAGCUACUUUGAGGAUGAGGAGAAAGGGCAGGUGGAGACGAAAUUGCGUUCUGAGUUCCAGGUACUUGCCGGAGCGGUGGCCGAUAUCUCAUGGGACUUUGAGGGGCGCCGCUUGUGUGUAGUGGGCGCAGGUCGAGACCGCUACGGUGCGUUCAUCAGCUGGGACACAGGCAACUCGCUCGGCGAGGUUACGGGGCACGCGCUGAACGUCAACGCCUGUCAUAUUCGGCAGGCGCGCCCGAUGAGGGCUGCGACGGUAAGCGACGAUGGCUCCAUGGUGUUCUACAAGGGCCCGCCUUUCCAGUUUUCCUGCAGUGACCACACACAUCACGCCAAUGGCAAGUUUGUCCGCGACGUACGCUUUUCCCCAGCCAAGGGGGCCUACCUUGUUAGCGUGGGGAGCGAUCGCAAGAUAGUGCUGUACGACGGCGACUCCGGGGAAUUUAUCAAAUACAUUGGAGAGGACUCAGAGGAGUGCGGCGGGUUUUUCUCUCUUGCAUGGGUGGACGACGGCGACAAAUCCAAUAGGAUCGUGACAGCUAGCGCGGACGGUGUGGUACGCCUGUGGGACGUGGAAGCCAACCGUCUGCUAAAGCGCUGGGAGUUAGGAACCGAGGUGGCACAGCAGCAAGUCGGCGUGGUUGUUACGCGCGACAGCAAUAUCAUCUCUGUGUCGCUGGAUGGCACGCUUAAUGUGUUCAGCAUCGAGAGCGAUAAGCCAAUAAAGACAAUCGAGGGCCACAAGAAGGGGAUUACCGCCUUGAAAACCAACCCUCUGGUUACCGCUUCUUAUGACGGCCGCGUUCUGGAAUGGUCUGCGGAAGGUACGGCUGCCGUUGCGGCGAUGCACUCAAACAGCGUCACAUCGAUCAACAAUGUGGGCGGCCGCACGUGCACUGUGUCCUGGGAUGGUACUUUGAAAGUAGACAAUGAAGAAAAGCACAAGUUUCCAGAUGAUCCUAAAGCCUCCGUUGCAUUCGAGGGCAUGGUUGCACUGAUUACGAAUAACAAGCGUCUGGUACUUGUCAAGUCGGAGUCCGGGCUUGUCGUCCAGGAGACAGCCCUCAGCAGGUCACCAUGUGUGGUCACGAUGGCCAAGUCGCAUGUGGCUGUGGGAUACGAGGACAGUAAUAUCAUCGAUGUCUUCCUGGUUUCGGACUUUGCCACGCGCUUCGAACUCGCUCUGACGAUUCGCGGAACACCCUCUGCGCUCUCGUUCUCUCCUACGGAGCAGUAUCUGGCCGUCGGAGACGUGAUGGGCAAGAUCCUUCUCUUCAACGUGGAACAGAGAACUGUAGUCACCUCCAGGUGGUCGUUCCACACCGGGAAGAUAACGUCGAUGGACUGGCGCCCCGACGAGGACGACGAGAACUACAUCGCCACGGCGGCCCUGGAUACCCAUCUCUUUAUUUAUUCCGUCAAGAAACCGAUGCGUGUCAUCAAAAUGCUGAAUGCCCACAAGGAUGGUAUCAACAUGCUUGGCUGGGAGGAUCCAGACCAUCUUAUCACAGGUGGCCAGGACGCCUGUAUCAAGAGAUGGAGGGUCUCCUUUUCUUGA